AAGUAAAACACUUUAAAACUUUUUCCUUGUGGAAAUUCAGUACUUAUUCUUCAAAUCUUAAUGUUCACUGUCCAGGCCUUUAUUAUGACUACUAUUAAACCAAAGUAUUAAAAUGGCUUCGUCGGAAACAAAUUUAGAGGAAACUUUAGCUGAAUGUCUUUCUCAGCAGCUGUGUGAAAUAGAGUUACUAAAGUCGAUGUAUCCGAAUAAUGAUGACAUCGUAUUUACUGAUCGUAAAAUUAUUGACGUUAUCACAAAUUUCUUAAAUUCAGAAUCAAAAAAAGAAUUCGUUCCUGACCAUAUUGAUUUUAUACUGAAACUCUCUGUGAAUGAAAAUAAAUUAGAAAUGUGUGUAAAUUUACCGAGUUUUUACCCAAAUGAGGAUCCCGAAAUAUACUUAAGAUGUAACCAACUAAAUCGGCAGCAGGAAACUUCCUUGAACGAGAAUCUAUCAAAAUUUAUAAAAGCUGAAAAACAAGAAGGUGAAGUGUGCAUCUAUACAGCUAUAUCGUGGGUUCAAGAGCACCUUGAUGAAUUUAUUUCUAUUACAUUACAUGAACCUAGAGAUCAACACCAGCAUGAACAAGAGGAUAUAAAGUUUUGUAGAUAUUGGAUUUACUCUCACCACAUCUACAACAAAAGAAAGAGAGAGGUGAUAGUAAAUGUUGCUAAAGAUUACAAAUUGACUGGAUUCUGCUUACCGGGUAAGCCUGGUAUCAUUUACAUAGAAGGUGAUGAGAAUGACUGUCAUGAAUGGUGGAAAGUCAUCAAAUCAAUGAAUUGGAAAAAAAUUGUCUUGAGAAAAAACAACAUCUUUGAACAAUCAGAACGAAAAAAACAGCAAAAGUUUACCUCUUUUCAAGAAAUUAGUUUUGCAUCAUGCAAACAAAGUAAACACUCCAAUAUGGGUGAAUUUUGUAAAUAUAUGGAGAAGUUUGGACUUGGUGCUGACAUAAAUGAAUUUUUUGGUUUAUGUACAAAAGAAAAAAUCUGUGAUUAAAAAAACAUUCACUAUUUCAACCCAAUAGAUUAAGUACAUGCACAAUGUCAGUGUACA
Messenger RNA from Aricia agestis (brown argus), 1057 nucleotides. RefSeq names its product RWD domain-containing protein 2B. NCBI's taxonomy places the organism in Eukaryota, Metazoa, Arthropoda, Insecta, Lepidoptera, Lycaenidae. The transcript has a single exon. The record is from RefSeq and is a predicted model, not a curated record. Gene Ontology annotation, molecular function: protein binding. Bases 113 to 1000 code for a protein of 295 amino acids.